CGGAGCCGAGCCGGGGCCGAGCCGGGGCCCGAGCCGAGCCGGGCCGGGCCCAGGAGCGCGCGAACGCAGGAUGCGGGCGGCCGGGUCGGACUCGGCGGGGUCCUGAACCCGCUAGCGGGCUCCGAGGCCCUCGAGCGAGGAGCCCCCGCGCGGCCAGCCGGGCCGCCCGCGCGCCAUGGCCGGGGUGAGCUACGCGGCGCCCUGGUGGGUGACGCUUCUGCACCGGCUGCCGCACUUGAACCUGAGCUGGGAGACCACCAGCAGCCACUUCCGGCCCGAGGACGCCGACUACCAGCAGGCGCUGCUGCUGCUCGGGGCUACGGCUCUGGCCUGCCUAGCCUUGGACCUCCUCUUCCUGCUCUUCUACUCCUUCUGGCUGUGCUGCCGGCGGCGCAAGAGCGAUGAGCACUUGGACGCUGACUGCUGUUGCACAGCUUGGUGCGUCAUCAUCGCCACCCUGGUGUGCAGCGCGGGCAUCGCCGUGGGCUUCUACGGCAACGGGGAGACAAGCGACGGCAUCCAUCGCGCUACUUACUCGCUGCGCCAUGCCAACCGCACAGUGGCAGGGGUCCAGGACCGCGUGUGGGACACUACGGCCGCCCUGAACCGAUCGGUGGAGCCCAGCCUUCAAAGCCUGGAGCAGCAGCUGGCCUCGCGCCCCGAGCCUCUGCAGUCCGUGCAGCGGCUGCAAGCCCUGCUGGGAAAGCUGCUAGGCUACACGGCGGCCAUCCCGUUCUGGAGGAACUCCUCGGUGUCAUUGGAGGCGCUGGCUGAGCACGUCGACCUCUACGACUGGUACAGGUGGCUGGCCUAUCUGGGCGUGCUUCUGCUCGACGUGGGUAUCUGCCUGUUGGUCCUGGUCGGUCUCAUCCGAAGCUCCAAGGGCAUCCUGGUGGGAGUCUGUCUCCUGGGUGUCCUGGCCCUCACCAUCAGCUGGGGCACACUGGGCCUGGAGCUGGCCGUGUCUGUGGGCUCCAGUGACUUCUGUGUGGACCCCAACACCUAUGUAACCCGCAUGGUGGAGGAACACUCGGUGCUGAGUGGGGAUACCCUACAAUACUACUUGGCCUGUUCACCACACGCCGCCAACCCCUUUCAGCAGACGCUGUCGGGUAGCCACAAGGUGCUGGUGGAGAUGCAGGACUUGGUGGCCGAGCUCCUGAGAACGGUCCCCAGGGAGAGCCCCGCCACAGCGGACCCUCUUCUCCGGGUGCAAGAGGUGCUGAAUGGCACAGAGGUGACCCUGCAGCACCUUACAGCCCUGGUAGACUGUCGCAGCCUGCACCUGGACUAUGUACAGGCACUCACAGGCCUGUGCUCAGACGGCGUGGAGGGCCUCAUCUACCUGACACUCUUCUCCUUCGUCACGGCCCUCAUGUUCAGCUCUAUCGUGUGUAGCGUCCCACACACAUGGCCGCACAAGAGAGGCCCUGAUGAGGACGGAGACGACGAGGCAGCUCCAGGCCCACGGCAAGCGCAUGACAGCCUCUACCGUGUGCACAUGCCCAGCCUGUACAGCUGUGGUAGCAGCUACGGCAGCGAGAACAGCAUCCCGGCUGCUGCCCACACCGUCAGCAAUGCACCCGUUACUGAGUACAUGAGCCAGAACGCCAACUUCCAGAACACCCGCUGUGAGAACACGCCCCUCAUAGGGCGAGAGUCCCCGCCGCCCUCACGCUACCUGGCGGCCCUGGACUCCGCCCGGCACUCGGGUUGGCAGUGCCAGCCCGCGGACGGUGCCCGACUGCGGUGGUGGCCUCAGAGCGACAGUACACGUCCAGCAUGAGAGCCAAAUACCUCGCCACCAGCCAGCCGCGCCCCGACUCCAGUGGCAGUGGCCACUAGGCGCCUGCCCACGUGCCAACCGCCCCGUCUUCCCGCACCACCGCCGCCGGACGCUCCGCCACCAGCCCCUCUACCGCUCCCUGGCCUCCUUCCCGCAGGCUGCACGGAUGCGGGCACCCACGGCCCCUCUGCCCGCUUCCUCCCGCACUGCCCGGCUUCUGCGGGGCCCUCACUCCACAGCAGCUGCAGCCGCCCUCUGCCCUGCCAGGUUCAGGCACUGCUAUCUGUCCUAUAGCCUCCAGCCUCGCUCUCUCCCUCAGCACCUGCCACAGCAGAGGAGUGGGCGUCACACCAAGCCGCUGCCCAUCCAGUGCCAGCCGCCUCCUUGGUGCCAAAAUCCCUCCCCCCCCACCCCAUCCCCACAGGUCUGGCAGUCGGCAGCUGAUUUUUGCACUAAUCUCCUUUGUCAUCUCUAGAGCAGGUGGGGGCCGUGCCCUGUCCCUUCCGCUCCCCUUUGCCCCCUGACAGGCUCUGCAUCCCACGAGCCCGUCUGGACGCUCCAAGCUGGCAGCGAUGGUGGGUCCUUGCCCAGCUCCUGCCUAGGACCGACUAGCCCCGUGGAGCCUGCAGCCCGGGGUGUGGCCAUGUUUCCCUGCCCGUCCUUCCCCCUGGUCUGUCCCUCAGGUGCUUCCAUCUUCCUACAGAAAUUCCCUCUGUCUGGGGGGUAUGGACUUGCCAGUUUGGCAACAAGGGCCCCGGGUUUCCCUCUUCUCCCUCUGGACCAAAAGGGCAGGUGGGCUGGGCCACAUCCAACCUUGUGGGGAAGAGCAUCAAGGGGCUGACUCAGGGGUGUCCCCGGGGGGCCCUAACCUGGUAUCUGAGCCCCAGCGUGGCGGUCCCUAUGGAAGCAGGUGGGGGCCCCUGCCACCGCCAAGCACAAAGCCCCACCACGCAAUGUGAAUGCACAGCCUGCAGGUGGCGCAUGCGCCCUGAGAUUUGGGGGCUCCUUCCUCAUCGUCCCUCCCUCCGCCCUCUCUUGCACCUCUGCCUCCAGGGGCUAUCCUUGACCACAUGGGCAGGAGGCUAUAGGGUGCCUGACUGGAGAGGUUGUGGGGGGCCGGGCACUCCGGCCUAUCUCACUGUGCAGAUUCUGUGAAACCCCCACAAGUCACGUGGGGGUCCUUUGUUCUGGGGACAGAACAGGCGAGGUCUGUGGUCCCGGUUUGUUCUGCCUCCCGACCCCAGGCCUGGCCCGUCUUCUCCCGUUCCCCAGGACCGUGGUCAUCUGUGCUGUCGCUGUGGGGUUGUUUUCGUUGUUUUUUUGUUUUGUUUAACUUGAUUUGGGGGUUAGUUCUUUCUCUUCCUUUGGGGGCUUUAUUUUUCUUGGCAAAUACUAAAAUUCUCGUCCAUGUAAUUUCUGUGGUUUCUAUUGAGCUUGGGUUUCAUGUUUUAAAAAUAAACACAUUUUAAAAUAAAA
Suncus etruscus (white-toothed pygmy shrew) is the source of this 3262-nucleotide messenger RNA. RefSeq names its product tweety family member 3 (gene TTYH3). The transcript is spliced from 15 exons. Gene Ontology annotation, cellular component: plasma membrane. The coding region runs from base 176 to 1786 and encodes 536 amino acids. The record is from RefSeq and is a predicted model, not a curated record. Lineage: Eukaryota; Metazoa; Chordata; Mammalia; Eulipotyphla; Soricidae. Gene Ontology annotation, molecular function: intracellularly calcium-gated chloride channel activity; volume-sensitive chloride channel activity.